This is a messenger RNA of Diuraphis noxia (Russian wheat aphid), 1791 nucleotides long. It is a transcript of the gene dare, whose product is annotated as NADPH:adrenodoxin oxidoreductase, mitochondrial. NCBI's taxonomy places the organism in Eukaryota, Metazoa, Arthropoda, Insecta, Hemiptera, Aphididae. The record is from RefSeq and is a predicted model, not a curated record. Gene Ontology annotation, molecular function: oxidoreductase activity.
ACUGCCCAGUGCCCACUGAGUACUGACCAACUUAUGCACUGACUGCUAAGUGCUAAGAGUCGACAGCCUCAGUGCCCCUAUUUAGUAUUUUGUGUCACUGAACACUGAGAUUUGAGACUCUGAAGUACCUGACAUUCGGCAGUCACAUCUGUAUUUGUAUUUGUAUUUUGUGCCAACAGUCCAGUGAUUAUAGGUAUUACAUUAUCAUAAUCACUUCUUGUACACUUGAUGUAAAUCAUAAAUACAAUUUUCAUUUGAAUCUUCAAAAAAACGUUGAUUUUAUAUUUAAAGAAUUAUGAAUCAACGAAUUGUUUUAUCGAGUGUUCUGAGAAAAAUUUAUUAGUGAUUCCACAUUGUAAUAAGUCACAAAACAGACAAAAUGCGAUGGAGGUAUUUAUGUCAUGCAAUAAGGAAGUAUUCAAAAGAUGUCAACAGAUUUCAAGUCAGCAUUGUAGGUGCUGGGCCUGCAGGGUUUUAUUGUGCACAACAAUUACUAAAAAAAAUACCUGGCUGCCAGAUUGAUAUAUAUGAAAGAUUACCAGUUCCAUUUGGUCUUGUACGUUAUGGUGUAGCUCCUGAUCAUCCAGAAGUAAAAAAUGUUAUAAACACAUUUUCUAAAACUGCAUCAGACAAAAAUGUUCGAUUUAUUGGCAAUGUCUCACUUGGCUCUCAUAUUACUCUGGCCCAACUUAAACAUUCCUAUAAUGCCAUAGUAUUAGCUUAUGGUGCUGAUGAAGACAGAAAAUUAAACAUUUCUGGUGAAAAUUUAUCCAAUGUUGUAUCGGCUACAAAAUUUAUAGGAUGGUAUAACGGUUUACCAGUAGAUAAAAAUAUUAAAGUAGAUUUGGACGUUCAACAUGCUGUUAUUAUAGGACAAGGAAAUGUUGCUUUGGAUGUUGCUAGAAUAUUAUUAACACCUGUCGAUAAACUUAGAAACACAGACAUCACAGAAUAUAGUUUAGAAGCUUUGGCWAAAAGUAAAGUGAAAAAAGUUACUCUGGUCGGCCGAAGAGGUCCUUUGCAAGUAGCAUUUACAAUUAAAGAAUUAAGAGAAAUGUUGAAAUUACCUGGAGUAAGCACACAUUUUUUUAAAGAUCAAAUGAAUGAUAUAGAUAAAGUCAUUAGCGAUUUACCAAGACCUCGUAAACGGUUAAUACAACUCAUGCAUGAUGCAUCACAAAAAACAGAAGUUCUAGAUAAAUUGUUUGAUAUAUUGUUCCUGCGAACACCUAUCUCAAUAUUAGGUAGAACAAAGAUAGAAGGAAUUGAACUGGCUGUAAAUCAAUUAGAAGGAGAAAGAGCCGUAGUUACAGAUGAAAAGUAUACACUAAAAUGUGAUUUGGCUUUUCGCAGUAUUGGAUAUCRGAGUGUCCAAGCAGAUCCUGAUGUACCUUUUGAUAAAAUGUCUUCAACAGUACCUCAAAGUAUAGGUGUUUAUAGUGUUGGUUGGUUGUCUUUGGGACCCGUGGGAGUGAUAUUAUCGACUAUGAGUAAUGCUUUUCAAGCAGCUUCUUUAAUCGGUCAACAUUUUGAUGAAGGCUUACUUAGUGAACGAAAGCCAGGGUUUAAUUAUAUUUCAAAAGUAUUAGAAGAUAAAGGCAUAAUUACUGUCGAUUGGAAUGGAUGGACGAAAAUUGACCAARUUGAAGUGGAUAGAGGAAUAAAACGUGGUAAACCUAGAGAAAAAAUUGUUGAUAUUGAUGAAAUGUUACAAAUUGGAGGAAUACAAAAAUAAUAUUUUGGAAUCUUAAUCUAAAUCUAAUAUUAGAAAUGUUUAGAUAAAUGAAUUAU